CUGCUGAAUCAGCCGAGAGUUCAAGAGAUGAGGAUGAGGAUCCGGAUUCACUUUUUGAAGAGGGAAUAGCAGGCGCAAGGGAAAUGCUUGCUUUAGGAAGAAUCGAAGGUGAAUCCCUUCUUUUUCCGCUUCUUCACCGCGUAGGUCAAGCUUUGCUUCUCGGCUUCAUUGCUGUCACCCGGUCGAUACUAUCGGAGCUUCUUGAUAGUGGGGUAGCUCUGAAACCUAAUCUAAUGAGUGGGGUACCGCUCCUCUACUCGUACUCGCUUGUCGACUCUCUUCCCGAGGAAAUCAGGGCGGUUUCACUCAUUCCUCGAGGCCUCAGAUCAGACCUUCAGGAACCCGAACGAAAAGAAGGACUUGUCCUGUACGCUGCUGAUCUCGUGAUGACUACUCAAUCCAUUGCGUAUUAAAAGAUCAUGGGCUAAAGAAUCCAUGGGGCAAAAUCCAUCUCUUGGAAUCUCUAUUUUCGCUAAACUUGCUUGCUUUCUUGCUACUAUCAUCGUAUUAGAAGACAAACUGGGUUCCAUUGAUAUGCCCGGUUUUUGGGCCUACCACAGAAGGUGGACUGCAAGAUGGUUUUGACUUUGCCAGUUCAUGGCAAAGCCAAAUCAAGCUAAUGUUUGGAA
Rubroshorea leprosula is the source of this 629-nucleotide messenger RNA. Lineage: Eukaryota; Viridiplantae; Streptophyta; Magnoliopsida; Malvales; Dipterocarpaceae. The record is from the annotation of a GenBank genome assembly.